This is a messenger RNA of Lineus longissimus, 726 nucleotides long. RefSeq lists its product as uncharacterized. NCBI's taxonomy places the organism in Eukaryota, Metazoa, Nemertea, Pilidiophora, Heteronemertea, Lineidae. The transcript has a single exon. The coding region runs from base 1 to 726 and encodes 241 amino acids. The record is from RefSeq and is a predicted model, not a curated record.
AUGGAGUGGCAUGUGGAGUCCGAUUGCUUCAAAUUCUCUGUUAAUCUCAAGGAUAAGCCUUUAACCCGUAGUAGCAUACUGUCCACUGUAUCAUCAAUAUUUGACCCACUUGGCCUGGUGUCCCCGGUUCCCCUUCAAGGAAAGACGAUUCUGCAAGAUCUGUGGCACCAGAAAGCAGACUGGGAUGACCCAAUUCCCGAUGAAAUCCGAAUGAGAUGGGUAAAAUGGAGAAUGGAACUGAUGACCCUCAAAGAGCUGCAGAUUCCAAGAUGCUUGAAGUCCAUGAAUUUCGGAACCAUUCAGAAGGCAGAACUUCACAGCUUUGCUGAUGCAAGUGAAUACGCUUACGGACAAUGCAGUUACCUGAAGUUGGUGGAUGAUGGAUGUGGACAAGUUGAAACUGCGUUGGUGAUGUCCAAGGCCAGAGUUGCGCCAGUAAAGGUUGUGACGAUACCAGGAUUGGAGUUGACAGCGGCUGUUACAUGUGUGAAGGUCGGAACGUUCCUGAAUAGGGAGUUGAAGAUUGAAGACCUCCAAUUGCGUUACUACACUGACAGUACUGUUGUCCUGGGAUACAUUUCUAAUGAAACCAAGAAAUUCCAUAUCUUCGUCGCGAACAGAACUCAACAGAUCAGAGAUGUGUCAUCACCCCAGCAGUGGAGCCAUGUAAACACUACAGAAAACCCAGCCGACACAGCAUCUAGAGGGUCAGAUGCCAAGAAUUGA